AUGGACGAUGGCCAUCAACAUCCCGAGCGCGAGCAUCCUGAUCCUGAACAUAUCAGGAACAUGAUCAAUGAGUUAGAACCUCUCGUUCUUGAAAUGCUUGGUGAACAACAGCAUAUACUAGCAGGCCAAUUGUCCUCGGGGCAAAUACAGUCCCUUCUGGACAAACUGCCCCAGAUCGACGAGGAAAGGCUCGUCGAACUAGGAGAGAAAGACUCUACCUGUCCCAUCUGCUUCACCCCUUACCUCGCCAUAAUCGCAGAGGAAGAGCUCGCCCUGGCUAUGGACUCCCCCGCCCGUCCGAUCGAGGAACUUGGAGUUACCAAGCUCUCUCAGCCAUGGCAGUGCAACCAUAUGUUCUGCAAACGAGACAUCUCAAAGUGGAUCAUUGGUGGGCACGACUCGUGCCCUCUCUGUCGACGACUUCUCAUUGAGAAACGAGAACAUCCUUCUCAGGAGGAAGAGCUGGCUUCCAGCGAGGAGAGCGAACCUCGAAGCCAGGCAAGACCCGCACCCGAGCCUAACGAGCGGCGCGCUGGUACCCUGAACAUCAAUGGCUUCGAGUUCACCACCAUUCAACUUGGACCGAUUGGACUAUCCAACCGGUCGAGGAACGACGACGACAACGACGACCGUCGGGAAUACGCAGGGAUGUACUCGUAA
Molecule: messenger RNA, 660 nt
Organism: Cyclocybe aegerita
Lineage: Eukaryota; Fungi; Basidiomycota; Agaricomycetes; Agaricales; Hemipholiotaceae
Source: the annotation of a GenBank genome assembly